GGCCCUGAACAGUCGUUUCGUUUUUCCUACGCUAGACAGGCAUUUCUUUCUCGAGGAUAUCAAUAGCAAUGUUCUUAAGUAUUCGUUUUGUUUCACCGUUAAUAACUAUAAGGUUUAUGUUUUGAGGGACGCGUAGCAUUCUGGGUACAGAAGGCGUGCGCAUGUGUAUGUGUGAGGCACGCUUCUCGAAGAAAGACUUUUCUAAGAAAUCCAACCGUCUAGUCUAAGAAUAUUAAAUCUUCAAAAAAAAGAAAAGAAAACGGGGGAGGGGUGUGCUUUAAUGACAUACUUUAAACGGCACUGGAGGACGAAGCGAUACAACGUGCAGGUGGAAGUCUAUUUCCCACUGUGGAACGGACGAAAAGCGUUUUGCCAGCUGUGGUGUAACUGGGGCGGGCAUGGAGCAGGGUAGGCAGUGGGCGCAGGUAGGAUGCUCGCAGUGUGCAGGACGUUUUAAAACCUGUAAAGGUAAUAUUCGUGCAAUCUACCUUUCGGGAAAAAGGAAGGUCUAAUUAUAAAUAAUGCUGUUCACAUUUACUUUAUCUUCCUUUUUUCUUCCAACCUAUAAUAGAUUCGCAGUGUGUAUGUAACAGAGGGUUGUUGCAGUCAGUGUCAUGUAAAAAAAAAGCGUUAAGAGUUCUUUCCAGUUCGGAAUAUUACAAGGACACUGCCCUGCUCUAAGUCGGUCCAAGUUAAACAUCAACAGCCAGCAGUAGUUCCACACAUCUGCAGCUCGGGGGCCUUGAACCCAGUCCUGGGAGUGCAGUACGCCGCGCCUUCGCAUCAGUCCUAUCAACGAUAUUCGCACCCGCGGCGUAUUGCUCGGCUUCCACGCACACUGCGUCUUACAAGCAAAGUAAAACUCAUCGGAGUGUGUUCGGUGUGCGCUUGUGUGUGUGUGUGUGUGUGUGAGGGAGAGAAAAAAACAGGAGGCGGUUUCCUUUGUUGUGCUGAGGAAUGCGGAAAUGUUGCUGCUCUGUGUCAAACUUCUCUGAAGGGGGUCAAGACACAUUCAGCCAGCGUGGGAAAGGGAAGAAAACGAAGAAGAGAAAAUAGAUCGUGCCUUGCAGACAGUCUUCUGUCUUGGAGUAAAAUAUUAGGAAGAAGAAAGGGAAAGAAAAUAACUGUAGUUUAAAGGGCUCAUGUACAAAUCUCGAUCUCCCGAAAAAAAAAGUUGCAUGUACACUGGUGUGCGUAUAUGUGGGAAAUGAGUCCACCCCCCCUAAUUUUUUGCUGAUCUGCCUGAAUUCCUGUCGCUGCUGCUGCUGCCGCUGCUGCUGCUAGUGGUGCUACUGGAGAAUGAGGCUGGUCUUUUAUACGGCACGUCUACCUGUGUGGCCCCGGACAGGGACUUCGGAGGAGGAUCACUGAAGUAUUCACAAAGUUCAGUUCAGAAAGCAAGAUCUGCCUCACCGUGCACAAAGACAGAGGGAGAAAGAAAGCGAUCUUACAUCGGGAUUGUCGCUUAUAAAAAUAUCGAUCAGAUGCUCAAAGGAAACAUACAGCUGUCCUGAUGCUUUCAAAGUGACAUAUCCUGGGCCCUGACAGGGAGUGAAGCCGGCUCCGUAGCACAAACGAAAGGAAUGUUUAAUAAGAUGGAUAAGGAAAGUUUGACACCACAGUAUGAGCCUGUGGCCGAGAUUGGGGAAGGUGCUUAUGGAAAAGUAUAUAAAGCAAGAGACUUGAAUAAUGGGGGUCGCUUUGUGGCGCUAAAAAGGGUUCGUGUUCUAACAGGAGAGGAAGGGAUGCCAAUCUCCACAAUCCGUGAGGUGGCAGUACUGAGGCAGUUGGAGUCUUUUGAACAUCCAAAUGUUGUCAGGCUCUUUGAUGUAUGCACAGUGUCAAGGACUGAUCGAGAGACCAGGCUGACUUUGGUUUUUGAACAUGUUGAUCAGGAUUUAACUACCUAUCUAGAAAAAGCUCCUGAGCCAGGUGUGCCGCCUGAAACAAUUAAGAAUAUGAUGUUCCAGCUGCUACAAGGGCUUGAUUUCCUCCACUCACACAGAGUUGUCCAUCGUGACUUGAAACCUCAGAAUAUUCUUGUGACAAGCAGUGGUCAAAUAAAACUUGCAGAUUUUGGCUUGGCACGCAUCUACAGUUUUCAGAUGGCACUUACCUCUGUGGUUGUCACUUUGUGGUACCGGGCACCAGAAGUUCUCCUGCAGUCUAGUUAUGCUACACCCGUUGAUCUUUGGAGUGUUGGCUGCAUAUUUGCGGAGAUGUUCAGGAGAAAACCACUCUUUCGGGGAAACUCUGAUGUUGACCAGCUAGGAAAAGUAUUUGAUAUCUUUGGACUUCCAUGUGAGGAAGACUGGCCCAGCGAUGUUGGACUUCCAAGAAGUGCAUUUGCUGCAAGACCUCAGAGCUGCAUUGAAGAUUUUGUACCAGACAUUGAUGAAUUAGGAAAGGAUCUGUUACUUAAAUUUUUGACGUUCAAUCCAAAAAAGAGGAUAUCUGCCUAUGAGGCUUUAGAACAUCCAUACUUUCAAGACUUGGAAAGUUACAAGAAGUUGUACUCACAAAACUCUACCAGUCAGUCAUCUUCUGAGAAGAAUGCUGCUUAAAGUGGAGGUUCUUUCAGAUGAAAGAAGCAUGUGCUUUUCCUGGAGGUUUAUAGAAAAUGAUUGUUUGACCAGAGGAAAAUGCUCCAAAUGUGCUUGUUUAACUAAAAAAUGUCUACCACACAAUCCCAUGCUGCUUUUCAUACAAUGUCAGAAGUCUCAAGGGAGGUGCUGUUGUUUUGUUUUAACAUCAACGCAAACCCCACUGCAGCUCACAUUUUGCCUGGAAUUUUUCUGGAGUUAAGAAGCUGCUCUCACAAAACACAACUGCCACUUGGUUCCACAGACGAAAGCUGCCAACCUGCUUCUGGAUGUAUAAUCAUGAUCACUGCCAGUAUUUCCCAACAUCCUUGCAGUGGCAGCUGCUGAAAUUCUGCUUGGUACCGUUUACUUGCAUUUGGCACUAAAUAACUGGGUUUAUAUGAAUUUAAUUUAAUAUUAUCUUUUUUAUGUUCAAGCAUAAUAUGCAGAAAUAAUUGCUGCAAAAAAUUUAAAUAUUCGUGAUGUUAAAAUGUGCCAUUUUGUUAUUUAAAAAAAGAGGACAAGGUUUCCUAAUUGUGGAGGUCAGAGAAGUUGCAUUUUUCAUUAUAAGUGAAAUAUGAAUGAAUGUGAAUUGUGUUCAGUAAAAACAUAAAGGUAGUAUAUCACAAAAUCUUAACAGUAAAGAAAAAUACAUCUCAAAGCAAUUUGAUAUGUAAAAGAAAUAGACAAUAUAUAAGCAUACAUUUAGUUACUCUCUAUAAAGGCUCAAAACAGAUGUGGUUCACCAAUAGUAGUACACAGUCGUUAUACUAGAAAUGAAUUUAAGCACAAGUAGUCCAUGUCAAGCUCUUUGUAGGAAUAACAGACAUACAGCUAUGAUAAAUAGCUGUCUACAUAUAACAUUUCCAUAUUAUUUUUCUCUUAAUUUAUUCUUUAAAAAUUAAAAGAUAUUGCUAAUGCACUUCAUAUUUCUUUGGACACAUUUUGCACCUUGAAUAGUUUUUGGGUUAUAUGCUGAAAUGAAAAAUGCAUCAUGAUGUCUACUAGUACUGAAUGAUUGGGUGUCAGAAAAUUUCAUAUGCUGUUAUGCAAUUUUUUUUUUUUUCGGGCCACAUUCUGACCUUUCUGUUGAAAACUGUGCUUUUCAUGAAUUACUUGAUGGAUUUUAUUUAUAAUUAAGGUAAAAUCAAUCAGUAGUAGUUCUAAUAUUUUACAAUUACUUUUUUUGUGACUGGAGCAUAUUUGAUGACUGCCAUAGAUAAUAUUUUCUGUCAAUUUCAGAACAACAAUUUUAACAAAUUUUUCCUUAACAAUUGUUUGAUGUGGCCUUUACCAAAGAAAAGAUUGUUUUUCAUUCGAAAAAACUCUUUGCUUAUUUAAAGUAUCUGACCACAGUAACGUGUUAUAAAUGUGUGCUGUACUUAGUGCGGGCUGUAGAAGCCAAAUUGGCAUUUAGUUUUUCUCACAAGAAGUUUGACCUAAUGAUGGAGAAGGUCAUGAUAUGCCUUCAGAACUUAAAUGAAAAUACUCACAAAACUCUUAAUAUAUUAUUAACAAUAUGCUGCCAGUUCACCAAAGUGCCAAUUAACUGGUUAGGUUUGCUUUAUGAAUGAUCAAAUUAGCCUGCCACACAACAGUUCAGCAUUACUGAUGCUUUGUUUAGGUUAAAUAUGAUAUCAAACCAGGUCUUACACUUGCAAAUAAUCAAGAGCAUAAAGUUUUAUGUCACUUAGGCGCAAUUUUAAACUAUGUGGACAGACUUCUUGUCAGUCCUCCAUGUUGAUGGUACUUUAGAUAUGGGCAAAUGGGUGAACGGACUGAUGGGAGGCUGCCCUUCCUUUUUUAACAUUUUGUCUAGAAACAUAUGUGGUUUAAUGUGGUCUAGCUUUAUAUUGUUUGUGUGCAACUUUAAGUGUGUUGUUUUCCUAAAUGGAUUUUCUGUGUGUUCUUUGUAUAAGAGUCUCGGUGGAGCCUUGAAAGUGAGUGGAAGUACUGUCAAGAGGCAGUUCAUUGACUUUUUACUUUUUUUUUUACUUAAGAAUGUGCAUUUUUUAGUAUGGUAGAACCUUAAAUUGUUUUGUCUGCAGCUACAGGCUUAUCUUAGGGAGAUUUGUGUUGAAUGAUCAGUGCAACACUGCCAUUGCUUGGUAAAUGUGAGAAUAAAAGCUUUUGAGCAUUCUUACACAUCUUAAAGCAAAAAUUACUGUUACGUAUCUCAUAUACUAAAAUAUUCAGCUUUGAAGUAAGGGCCAUAUUUUUGGUGACUUUGUGUAUUGUACAUAAUGUAUAUAAAACUGACUUUUACUGUCUCCUUAUAAUCCAGCAUAUCUGAUAGCUCAAGACCACCGUGCCUGUGCUGGUCACAUUGAAGCCGAUACUCAAGACUAUAUGAGUACCAGCUAAGCUUUCCAUAGGGUCCUCUGUACAGCAGGUGCUACCCUACUAUCAUCAUUGUUAGAAUGAUGUUGGAAAAGAUCAAAGAAAUGCUGCUGCUGAAACUACAUAUGUUUAAUUUAAAUGCAAAGGUCAUGUAUUCUUUCCACAUGUUUACAUUUUGUGAAAUUGACGCUAAUGUUGUUUUAUACCCUAUAGCAGUGCACUUGCUUCUGGGAUAUCCAACAUGAUAGUCAUAUUAUUAAGGAAUGAUGACAGUGGUUUGAUGUCAAAACAAGGACGUUUUGCCAAGAAUAAUGAUCUAACCAGAAUGGUGUUGUGUGUUUCAAAACAUUUCACAGUCAUCAGGACAUUGAAAAUGUUAAAAGAAUACUCUACCCAAAAAUGAUAUUUUUUGUUUGUUACCUACACAAUGUAUUUUGUACUGGUGACCAAGAAAAAUUUUUAAUGUUAUGUUUUCCUGUAGAUAGAACGGGGCCUAAUGGUGACUAGUGCUGAUCUACAGCAAACAAUGUCAAAAACAUCCAUGAAGCGAGUCAUGUCACGUAAUCCACACAUCAAGUCGUUGAAGACAGUACUCUAAAGGAUUGAAAUAGGCAAGUCUUCAAUUCUGAAGAUUUACCUCAUGUUAAGGGGAUUCCUGUUUCUGGAUUACUUUCAUUAUCGAGAAUUAUUUAUUUAACAAUAUUUUAGCAAAAAAUUACUUUUUGUGUGUAUUAUUUUGUGGGUAUUUUGGGUGGAGCAUUCCUUUAAAAGAAAGAUACAUUCCACAGGUUCUUAGCUAAAGGUUUUAAUUUGAUUAAGUAUACAGAAGUGAAGACAGGCAUAUACCAAUUUUAUGGAUUUGUGCUGUCAAAAGGCAUUUGGGACUCAGCUAUGCAUAUCUUGUAAAAGAUCCAUUCAGUAUGCAGGUUUAAUAGUUGUGUCCAUCACAUUGGUGACAGGAGUUUCCACCCUGGUUUUGAAUUAUUUGACCUUGCAUAAUGUUUAGCCUGUGGUCAGCUCAGCAGCAGACCCGAACAGCGGGUGAACUUUAGUGAGAAGUGAAAAGUCUAAGUUUAAUUGCAGGUGUGGAUAGAAAUGGAAGAACUUUGCAAUUUCACCAGUCCUAUAUUUUCUGUUGUUUUAUGAAUUUUAACAACAGCUUACCGUGCUUUCUUUGAACAAUAGUGACUUGCAAGCAUUUCAAGAUCUUCUAUAGUGCUAUCUAUCCAUGUUGUGUUCUGUCUUUCUCAUUUGUCUUUACCAACAUCAGCACUAUAUUUGUGAAGUAUCUUUUCUCAUGAUGUGAGUGUAAUAUUUUAGCUUUGUUAUAGAUUACUACAGUGGGCUUUGGGUUUGACCUGUUCUAUGAUCAACUAGUUUAUAAAUUUUACUUACUAGCCUGCAACAGGACAGUUCCGAUUAAUCAGUGAUGUUUCACGGUGCAUUCUUGAAGGUCCAGACUUUACACCCAUGUGUUGCUAUUUGUUAAACCAUUGCUUUACCAAUUGUUAAUGCAGCAUUUCUUGAAUUCAUUGUUAUUUCCAUAUAACUUAAUGGAUUUUGUAAUGUUCAGAACUGUGCACACUUGCAAAGCGCCUGCAUCAGUGAAGUUACAGAGGGAUUCUCAAGCAUUGCUUACUACCUUUAGUGUAGACGUUAAGAUGAACAGAAAUUAAAUUUUUUAGAACUUAACUGACCCAAAGCAUGAACACAAACAAAAUCUGAUCCUGGCGAUUAAUAAAACUGCAUUUGAUACAGUAAUAUAACUUGAAAUUAAUUUAAGUUGUAUGUAUAAUAUGCAGUUUUAUGGGUGUCAAAAUAUGGGAAUUUCAGGUAAAGUUGACUUGACUGUAGCUCUGUGUUGCAUAGCCUCAUACUGUAUAUGGUUACAAUGUUGAGAUGUUUGAUGGAGAGCAUACAGUAGCAGUAGGCAACUGUCAUCAGGUGACACACAGUUUUCAGACACUUUUAAGCCUCCUUAUUUAGAGGGGCUCCUUCCUUCCUUUUUAUUGAGACCACUCAGCCAACAUUAUUUAUUUAAUUUUUAUUUAGAGGUUUAUCAGUGUACUUUAUUUAAAUUUCUCGAACACAAAAAAAGAAGGAAGACCGAGCCUAACAGACCUUUAACUGCUGCUGUCUAACAGUUAUUUAGAAGACCGAGUCUAACAGACCUUUAACUGCUGCUGUCUAACAGUUAUUUAAGACAGAUAUUCUAAGGGUAUUUUUUUUAAUUUAUCGCAGCAGAAACAGUAGUUCUCAAAAUGAUAAGUAAGCGUCAAAAGUGGCAAAAAGUAGCAAGAGACUAAAAAAAACACUUUUACAUCUGAUGCGGUCUUAUGGCUCUAGAGACCAGGUUUCAGUUCCCCGCAUUGGUUUCUCCCUGUAUGGAGUUUUCAGGUUCUUCCAUCUUCCGAAUGAAAAUUCCUGUUUUUAACUACACUAUGAAGAGUCUUAGGUUGACAUGUCCCUUUUUCAGUGAGUGUUCUCUGUGAUAGACUGGUGUCCUGUGCAGAGUUGGUUCAUGUCUCAUGCCAAAUGUUACUUUUGAUCUUCUGUGACCAUGUUACACUGCAGAUGUAUGUGAAGAGUGGCCAUUAUGGGAUUUACUGUAUCUAACACAUGUUCCCAGUUUAUAGUUAAAGUAGCGGUUCAGAACAACAUAAAACGGUGCCAAGAUGUUCUAGUGGUUUUCUGCAAAUGCAUUUCUGUUGAGAGUAGUGUGUUCAACAGAGAAAAAAGAAGCAUCUGAACUAGAAGCCACCAGGUUACAGGAUUGUAUUUUGCUUGUUUCCCAGGGAAACAGUUUGGUUACAGUGUAAAUAAUGAGUAUAAAAGUGGAAGGAAAGCUGAUAUUUCUGUCAUGAUUAGGAUAACAUUUGUCUUAAAGUAUCCACUGGCUCAUUUUCCAUUUACCUUAACAGAAAUUCCACACAUUCUCACUAUGAAGUCAAUUUUUGAAUGGAGAAUGUUGUCUCUUGUUUCUGUUGAAUGUAUUUUAGAAGUUGAUUUAUAUGCUUCAUUUGACCAACAAAUAAGGCCUCUGUGUACUGUAAAACACUUUUGAGGCAUUAAGUAAACAGUACUAAUAUAGGGCAGGGCAGUGGAGCAGUAGCUAGUAUUACAGUCUUAGUGACCUGAUUGAGCUCUCAGCAUGGUCAACAGUCAUGUGGAGUUUGCACAUUCUCCACAUGUUUAUGAGGCUUCUGAGAAAAACGAUCAGAAAAUGGAUGUGCAGAUGUCUGUGAAGUUAGUCCCUUUUGAGAUCUACUGUAGCUAACACCCAGCUUGUAUCUGAAGUAGCAGUUCAGAGCAGCAGUAUGUAGCAGUUCACAAGUAUUUCACUAUCCUUGUGCAUUUCAAGGAUGUACAGGUUAGGUUCAUCAUCAAAGAUACAUUGGCCUGGCAUGAGCUUGACUGUGAAUGUUUGCAUGGGUGAACUCUGUGUUGCUCUGGCUUUCCUAUACAGGAUUUGUUUCUACUUGUAUGUCAUGCUCUGGCAUUCCAAAAAGCUGUCACAGUAAGCAUCAGAUAAUGCAUGGGAUGAUGUACUUGAAUCCAAAAAUCACACACCUUAAAAGAUUGUUGUGCAGAAAGCAAAUAAAUGGACUUAUGUUCAAAGUGAAUUUAAGACGACAGUAAGUCGUCUGGUAAGUUCUUUGCUUCCUGCCUGUCAAAAGAAAAGCUACAGAAUAUAGAAUUCAUUGUUACAUGUAUUUUUAUUUCCUUGAAGCAUUUUUACAUUUGAAUUAUAUUAGAAAACUAGUUAAAUACAUGAAAGGACAAGUACUUUAGAUGCAGCUAAUUCAUAUUAGCAAAUAUGAUAAUAUAUAUAAUGAUUUUCUAGCCAACGAGACAAGUUGAAGUAAUAUAGAAAGCUUAGUGUAGAGUUGUCGAAAACAAGGAUUUUGCAAGUUGCUUUUAGGUCGAGAGAGAGAGAGAGAACAGGAGCUCUCUGAAAAUGUUAAGUGUUUGAGUGUUUCUCUGCAAACGUGCCAUUAGCGGGUAAGCAGUUUUAUGAAAGUUGUUAGAUGCUUGAUGUGAGAGAGACCGGGAUGGUCUGAUAAGAAAAGGGCUUAGCCGAUCCAGGCCGGGCAGAUACGUGUUCUGUACUCAACAAGGUCUCAGAGAGCCUAGGUUUUGCUUGUGCUUUUUUAUCAGUUUCUUUUUGCUCAGGUUGUCUACUUUCUUUGUUUUAUUUUUAAAUUCCUUUUGUCCUGCUGUUUUUUUUUUUCCUCCUGAAUAGUUCAGCUUAUUUGUCCCACUCUAAAAAAAUACAGUUUGCUUUUGUUAGAGGACUUUUCCAGAGAAGAACUAUAUGACUCCAGUGUAAUAAAUGAAUGCAUUACCAGUACUUGAUGAUGAGACGUCUGCCCUAUAUUUCUGUGGGAAAUUAUUAAUGAGCUCAAAGAUGAUUCUCAUGUAUUCCAUUUCUGCUGUUUCCAAGCAGUGAAUAGUAAUGAAGUGUGUUUGUUUUGUUGUAUCCUAAAAGAAACUUUAUGAUUAAUUUUGAAUUCUGUACAAAGCAGUUCACACUCACCUGGCUGGUUUUCUUUAUUUUAUCAUGAACUUUGCUUUUCAUGGAAAUCGUAAAUCUGCAUUUAAAAACAAUGAUACAAGAAAUGGCAAAAAAGUUUGCAGUACACUAGAUAAAUAGCUAUGUAUGGGAAUAAAACAUGACCCGAAUUGAUGGGUUUGUGCUCAAUUUUUAAUCUGUUUUAGUAUCACAUUAUACAUCCCUCCUUCCUUGUUUCAUUUUCUCACUUGUAGUUUACUUAUUCAUGCAGGCAUCAAAGUCGUUUUUGCAAGUGAAAGCUAGGUUGGCGCUGCAGAACAGGGGACCAUAUUGAUUUAAGAAUAAUGUCUAAUAAACACACUUGUUUUGUUCACUCAACCUCGAGUAAAAUACAGUCACCCCACAAAAUGGUAACUGAUUGAGAAGGGACCCCUUCAUUUGAAAUUUGCUGUAACAGUGUGGCUAUGUUUGAGGAGGUGAGCUCAAAGAGUACCAUGUUGUGCACAGUCCAGUGUCUGUCUUUCUAUGUUAGUUGACAUCUAGUUCUGGCACAAUAUGUUUAUAAUAAUGAUCGUUUAUGGGCUGGCAAAACAUAUUUAACAUUCUAGGCUUAGCAUGUCCUUUACAAAUGGUAUUGGAACAUGUAUGUAAAUAAAAGAGUUCAUACAGCACACCUUCACUGAAUAACAGAGUCAUCCUCAGAGCUGAAGAGCAAAAUCCAACUCUCGGUCACUUAGUUCAUCAAAGUCAACUUAAAAUGAAACAGCGUUUUAAUUCUGUUGCCUGACUUUUGUAGAUUCUCAUAAAUUGAGCAUUUCUUUUGUAUAUAGACAGGGAGGGGGUUUGGUGUUAUUUAAUGUCGUAUUACUGCUCUACAUAAAUGAGUAUCUGCAGUUAUCUUGAAAGUGGAAUUUCGGAAAUAUAGCUCUGUAAUUCUUCUAUGCAAGGUUUAUCAUGAUGCAUGUUACUGUUUUUUGUCUUAAUGAAUUUUACUGGAAACUAAUUGCACACUUUUUUUUCUGUAUAAUGACAUUUCAUUGGCAGCUACUUGAUUUAUUUUUAACAAACUGAUCUUAGGAAGGGUGUUAAUUAAAGGGAAUAUUUACUUACAACUUACAUAUUGAGGCUGGCAGAGUGUAUGCAUAUGCAGUAAACACACUAGAUCCUCAGUAACUCUUCACUGAUCAUUGUCACCUUUUUGACAUGUAGUGUUUCUUUUCCAAGUGCUAUAAAAUGGCGUAAUGGUAAACGGUGUUGCCUCACACCUUCCUUCUCUGCCCUGUCACAUGUGUACAGAGUUUGCAUGUUCUGUCUUUGCACAUUUGCUCUGGUUAUUUAUCCCAUAGAUGUGCAGGUGUGCUUAUCGUUGUUAAGUGUACACUGACUCCGAGUGAGUGUGUGUGUGUGAAUGUGCCGCUGUCUACUUUUGUCCCGUUCAAUAGUGGCUUCUGCCUUGCACUAAGUGCUGCUGUGUUUCUUUUCUAUAAAUUCUCCUCCAUCCUAAUGCCAUUGUAUUUUGUCGCAGGAACUUCACUGGAUUUCAAGAGGUCAGCCAUGAACACAUGUGACAUAAAAUUACAUUCACAUUUUAUUUGCCAUUAUGGACCAAUUGUUGUUUUAUUCCUUUAGGGCAAAUUGUUUGUUUCUGUUGCCUAAAGACUGAGACAGUAUUCUUUAAACCAUAAAGUGUGUUUGUUCAUUCUAUGUCUCUAACCGCUAAACUAGCCAUUUAACUAUGUUGCCCUCCAAGUGUAUGAAAAAUAUAAGGACAUUUAAUAUAGUCGUGCACUUGUAAGACACGUUGUGGUGGUUUUCCCUAAAGGAGGCGGCUGGAUAACAUUCAGGCUCUUAUGUUGGUGAAACAUUCAUGACAACUUUACAAGCUCAGCAGCUUCUGCAAUGACAUAUCACUCCAUGUAAAAACUAACAGACACAUGUAAUGUUGUGGACAGAGGGUCAGCAGUCUGGAGGCCGUGGCCAGGAUGGGGCUUUGACUUUAGGAGUUUUCCUGCCUCCAGUGUUUGUCAAUAUGCAAAUUAGACAGUAUGCUGGCACAUAGCAAUACUUUGUCAUGUUGUCUGUAUCAAGUAAAGGCCCUGGUUUAUGGGUGUCAUUUAUUUAAAAUGGUCUUAAUAAUGUGCUCAUUAGUAUUUUAAAAUAACAAAUCUUUAUUAUUUUUAAAAAUAUGGUAUAUGUUGACAGGUAUUACACGGUAAUAUAUGUUUUGCGAAUAGUUUUGUGUUUUAAGUCAAAAUUGCUUACAUUGAAUUAUGAGUCUAGCGUACUCUUUAUUGGCUUCACGUUCAACAUUUCUUUCUUCUGUAAAAGCUGCGUCUGACAUGGUAAAUUUUUUAAAAAAGGGGGUAGGCUUUAUAAAUUCAAUGUCUUUAGCUGGAAAGGAACACCUAGAAAUUAAUAAUAAAUGGCUGGUUCUGAGACAGCUUUAAAGGGUAUUCCAAUUAAAAGAAAAUGAAUAAACUGAUGUCCAAGGUAUUUUUAGUUUUUUGGAUAUUCUUCACAAAGUGAUUAACAUUGCUACCAACACCUGAGACCCAAAUGGUUCACAACGAAGCAGAGAUCUAAUUAAAUCUCCACUCUAAAUUGUCCAAGUGUGAAGGCGUGUUCAAGGGUGCUUCACUGUUAGCCAUCGACCGGACUGUUGUGAAUGUGUCCUGUGAAAGGCUUCUGUUUGCGUUAAUCCUCGCUUUGCAUGUGUCUGCUUGUUGUGAUCCUAUAUUGGAAACAGGAAGUUCAGAAAAUAAAUGCAGUAGAAACAGGAAGUUGAGAAAGUUUUGUUUUCAGCUACUUCCUAUCUGACAGAAUUUCCGUGUUAAUUAGAUCCAUUGUCUUUCUUUUUCUGUGAGUGUUUCCCUCAUUUAGAUGUGGCAGUUUACUGUCAUUUUAGAGCAUUAUUCAGGCAGUCACAAGCAGGAUAACAAUGAAAUGUGAACUGAAUUCCAAAGGUAUUUGAAUUCUCUUCUUCAUUAUUAACUCCUGUUAGGUUAGAAUAAUCGCAGGCGAGCCUCCUGUGGAUUAGACGGAAAAGCAGAAGUUGGUCAAAAUGCAAUAUUUGAAUUCUAAAUCACUGUAUUUAACAUGUUGAAUAGUAAUUACGACAUGUCAUUGAUGAUGCAAAAUUUCUUUUUCAAGUUGCAGGAUUAGUUGCUGCUAAUUAUAAAAGUGUGGCUAAGGCUGCGGUCAAAGGUGCUUCUUGUCACUGCUCUCAUUCAAACAGGUAGAGAUGUCCACUAGGAAUAAAUCACAUUUACAAGACAAGAAACUCUAAUCUUUCUCCUUUGCUUUGUACAUUACAUGGUGACCAGCUUGGUCGCAGGAGCAAUGAAAGUUUGUCGACCAAACAUUACAAAAUGAAAAAGAAAUAAAAUGAUUUACAAAAAACGUGCCAAGCAGACUGUGACGUCGGACACCAGCAAAGUAAUAUGGGUGAAGAUGAUAACUUUGCAUAUUAACUAAUAAAUUCUUCAUCAAGUUGCGACCUUCCAAACUAGUAAGAUUAGCAGAGGUCAUUGUGAGCUGCCUUGAAUCGUCACUGUUAUGCUGUCUCUGUGAAUAAUAUCUUUUAACAUUUUGUUCCUCACCAUUUGUGAGAUAUUAGCGUGAGAAAUGUAUUUUCAAUCAUUUUUUAUAUGAUAAGCACACAAGAGCCCAUAUACAGUACAUUUCAGUUUGUCUGCAAUCAAAGAGAAAGAAUGCGGUUGUUGAUGUUACGGUAUGACUGGUCUGUCUUCGGUUCCCAAUCUGUAAAAAGGCCUAAAAUGUUACACUCUCUGGGCGCUCAUUUCCCAGAAUGACAGCAGGAGCACAAAUGUAGAGGUGUGCUCUUUGAUUCAGUGCCAUAAAGUAUUGCUGUUGAAAUCUUCAGCAUAACAAUUCCUACGUCAUAAAUGAAAGCCUGUGUUUUGGUGCUACAGUAUGUGUGACAAAAUUCUUCUUCUGGGAAACAGGAAAUGUGGAUUUUUGUUUAUCAUAUUUCCUGUCUUUCCUCAUUUAGCAAUAAGCUUAUUUGAGUGGGCACAGUAACCGUAAAUAUACAAGCAGAAGUGUGAUUUUAAUACUGUUAUUUAAUUUACUUUCUGCAUGAGGUUUUGUUACUUUUUUAUUGCAGUACGCAAAUAUUAUCUGCUCAGCCACCGUUCUGUUCUAGUGAUUUAACUGCCUUUAAAAUAUUUCUGCUGGAAUAACUGUAUCAUAAUUUAAAGUAGAACUGUGGCUGCAGGGCCUAAAGAGGCCAGUGGUUGGUCUCUCAUGUAUCUUGUUGACGGCAGGUUCGAUUUUUUGCUGCCCUAACUUUGUUGCCAUGUACUGUAACACAAACCCAUCUAGCGCUCGUCGCUGUUCAAGUAGACGCUCGGUGUGUCCGCGGAAUGUCAGUCAGUCGUUUUCUAACCCACUUAGUCCUGAACGGGGUUGUUUUCCUUAGGACACUUUUUUGAAUACUCGUAUCUGGAAUAUAAAGAGUUGCAAGUAUAACUAGUUCUUUUUCAAUGGUGCCUAUUUUAACAGUCUAGAUGGUUUCAUCUGCUAAGUAUAUAUCUCAUAUCACAAAAAUGUAGAAUGUUCUUUUAAGGUUGUGUGUGGUUAACAUUUUUUGUUGAUUAUUUUGCCCCGUCAUGCUGCUAAUUUAAUGUCCUGCUCUGUUUAACGCCAUAUCUGAUGUUAGCGUUCACGCAGAAGGUAUGGUAAACGAGUACCAGUGAUGAAGCUGCUUCACUUGAGCGGAUGUGUGCUACAUUUUGGGCUUAUGUCUCCUAGCUCCAACUGCUUUACAUUUUUAUUUUUAUAAAAUAAACAGUUUAGUGUGUAAAA
Erpetoichthys calabaricus (reedfish) is the source of this 14262-nucleotide messenger RNA. RefSeq names its product cyclin-dependent kinase 6 (gene cdk6). Gene Ontology annotation, molecular function: cyclin-dependent protein serine/threonine kinase activity; cyclin binding; ATP binding. The record is from RefSeq and is a predicted model, not a curated record. Gene Ontology annotation, cellular component: cyclin-dependent protein kinase holoenzyme complex; cytoplasm; nucleus. Lineage: Eukaryota; Metazoa; Chordata; Cladistia; Polypteriformes; Polypteridae. Bases 1584 to 2564 code for a protein of 326 amino acids. Gene Ontology annotation, biological process: G1/S transition of mitotic cell cycle; regulation of G2/M transition of mitotic cell cycle; signal transduction. The transcript has 8 exons.